AUGAAACUUCGUGGCGUGUUUCGAGCGACCAAACUGCCAGCUGGACAGCAUACCAUUGGUACUAAGUGGUUAAUCAAGAUCAAGCGGAAAGCUGAUGGAUCCAUCGAGAAAUACAAGGCGCGUCUCGUGGCAAAAGGGUACAAGCGGAAAUAUGGCAUCGACUACACGGAGACGUUUUCGCCGGUAGUCAAGUACGUAGCGCUGCGCAUGGUGGUCGCAAUCACGAAGUACUUUGACUGGACACUGGACCAACUGGACGUGGUGACAUCUUUCCUACACGUAGAGAUGAAGGAAAAGGUAUUCUGCGCGAUUCCAGAAGGAGUCAAAGUUGAUGAAGACUUUGACUGCUUUGAACUGGUCAAGGCGAUCUACGGACUAAAACAAGCAUCGCGCGUAUGGAACGAGACUUUCCAUGAGUUCGUCUGCUCUAUUGGGUUUCAAGUAUCCGAUUUUGACCCGUGUCUUAAUCUCAAGAUUACAAGUGGCAAAUGCGUGCUUUUGCUGGUAUACGUCGAUGAUGUGUUGGUAACGGGCAGCUCGACCGAACUAUAG
Molecule: messenger RNA, 552 nt
Organism: Peronospora matthiolae
Lineage: Eukaryota; Oomycota; Peronosporomycetes; Peronosporales; Peronosporaceae
Source: the annotation of a GenBank genome assembly